This is a messenger RNA of Arctia plantaginis, 936 nucleotides long. NCBI's taxonomy places the organism in Eukaryota, Metazoa, Arthropoda, Insecta, Lepidoptera, Erebidae. The record is from the annotation of a GenBank genome assembly.
AUGGACAACCAGGUUUCGAAUUAUUCAGUGGUUGGACGUAUUGGCGAAGGUGCUCAUGGAUUGGUUUUUAAAGCAAAGCACAUUCCCACGGGCCGAGAAGUGGCUUUAAAGAAAAUUCUAAUCAAAAAUCUCGAAGACGGAAUUCCAGUAAAUGUCAUGAGGGAGAUAAAGGCGUUACAACUAUUACGGUGUAAAUAUGUUAUAAAACUUUACAACAUGUUCCCCCGUGGUAUGAGCCUUGUUUUAGUCCUCGAAUACAUGUGUUCUGGUCUGUGGGACAUGUUACACCACAACCAACAAGAAUUGACGUUGCCGAGAAUAAAGACUUAUGUUCAAAUGCUCCUCAAAGGCACUCGGUAUAUGCAUGCACAUUAUGUUAUGCACAGGGACUUGAAACCCGCAAACCUAUUAAUCAAUCACGAAGGCAUACUGAAGAUAGCUGAUUUAGGACUCGCUCGUCUUUACUGGCCCGAUGGCGGUAGGCCGUAUUCACAUCAAGUUGCUACAAGAUGGUAUCGAGCACCUGAGCUGCUGUACGGAGCAAGAUAUUACUCAGAGAAAGUAGAUUUGUGGGCAGUAGGCUGUAUCAUAGCGGAAUUGAUCACGAAGCAACCUUUAUUUGCCGGAGAAUCGGAUAUUGAGCAACUAGCAAUAGUUCUCCAGCACCUAGGCACACCGACAGAAGAAUCAUGGCCUGGUCACUCUGACUUGCCAGACUUUCAUAAAAUUACUUUCCCGGAGUCGACGCCGACGCCUUGGCCCGAACUGCUGCCAGGCGUAGAGACUGACGCUAUAAAUCUAGUCAAAUCCUUUAUAUUAUAUGAUUCUGAUAGGAGAAUAUCAGCUAAGGAGGCAUUAAAACACGAAUGGUUUCAAAAUCGACCACCACCAGAUUCCUUGGAAAACAUGCCAAAGCCAAUGAAUAAACCUAAAUAG